Malassezia globosa CBS 7966 is the source of this 1587-nucleotide messenger RNA. RefSeq lists its product as uncharacterized. The transcript has a single exon. Bases 1 to 1587 code for a protein of 528 amino acids. Gene Ontology annotation, cellular component: endoplasmic reticulum; Golgi apparatus. The record is from RefSeq and is a predicted model, not a curated record. Gene Ontology annotation, molecular function: protein-cysteine S-palmitoyltransferase activity. Gene Ontology annotation, biological process: protein targeting to membrane; peptidyl-L-cysteine S-palmitoylation. NCBI's taxonomy places the organism in Eukaryota, Fungi, Basidiomycota, Malasseziomycetes, Malasseziales, Malasseziaceae.
AUGCCCAUCGACAUUGAAAGACAGCCUGGCGCGGCUGACCAUAAUGAAAUAACGCCAUUCAGUCCAGACAAUGCCGACAGUGUGCGAAAUACGCGCCUUUUCUCACCCAUCGAGGAGCGUGAGCAGCGAUGGCGUGAGCUUGAAUUGAGUCUCGACAUGUCACCCAUGGAUCCAGAGGCGCCUGUCUCGCACGACAAGUCCCACUCUGUUCCCUUAUCGCAUGUGACGCCGCCCUCUAUGGUUCAAAGCUCACUGCUCACAGACGACGAAUCGCCUGGCCGUUCAUUGACCGUGCCGCUCAACUCGUCUCCAUUGCAAGGGUCUGCUAUCAUAGCCCCAUACUCGGGCGAGAACCAGAGUCCAGCACCGCGCCGGCCUCCUGAUACAAAACCCCCUGCAGAUUUGAAUCCGUCUCUCAACUUACAAGGAAAUGCCUAUUUGCAUACAACCGGCCAGGCGACCUCUGUUCCACAGGCAUGGACCCAUGAUCUGUCGUCUCAACGCAUGCCUCCCUCGGCCACACACGUUGCUCCAGCGCCAGCAUUCGACACUCGAUUGCCCGAACCACACCGGAUCCCCCCUGACGUACCACUGUACGAUCCUGCACAGCUGUUUUGUACACAGUGCCAACGUGCGCGGCCUCCUCGAGCACAUCACUGUCGCAAAUGUGGCACGUGUGUUCUGCGGAUGGAUCACCACUGCCCGUGGAUCGGCGGCUGCGUCGGUGCACAUAAUUACCACUUGUACUUCAUGACCGUGCUAUGGGGCCUGAUUUUGUCUACAUACGUGAUCGUCAGUAUGGCACCACUCUUUUCCCGUGGCGUACUUUCGCAAGGAUCGUCGUCAUCAUGGAGAGAUGCCAUCCACCAUUGGAGUGUCGAUGGAUUCAUGAUCAGUGUUUUUGCAAUAAGCUUCUUUUUUUUCCUCUUCACCGGCUCUCUCGUAUCUGUGCAUAUCCAUAUGAGCGGCCACAACCUCACCUCGAUCGAGCAACGAGCCAUCAAUUCUCUCCGUACGCGUGAAGGCAUGGUGCAACGGCGCUACUUCUCUGAUGCGGGCCAAGGCGGCUCAUUAGGCCGUGGCCCUCUUGCGGCUUUUCGCCGACUUCGCGCUCGUCAGCGUAUGCGAAAAGCAUGGAAUGACGAGUGGGGGCAUCCGCUGCGCGAAGGAAACCCAUGGUGGAUCGGCAGUAUCGCUGAGUUUGAGUAUUCAGUAUCAUCUCCCAGCGCAUGUGAGCGGGAGCGGGAGCUCGAGAAGAAACUCGGCUUAACACGCUCUGAUGCCUAUGCACACACGCCUCAGAUAUAUGGCGCGUGUGCCUUAGCCACGCCUAUGACAACGUCCCGCUUACUCCGGCAGCGUCAGCAACACCAUCAGCCUGUUCCAUCGUUUUGGUUCGUUGGUCCACCGUACCUGCUGAACAUGCAGCUGAGUUUAGGGCCUCCCUAUUCAUGGCUCUUUCCAAUUUCGCGCCGAAGCCACACGGGCGUCCACUUUGCGCUGAAUCCACGUUACAGCCAGGACGGACUGUGGCGACCACGCUCACAAUGGCCCUCUAUCACAACUACAUCACCCUCUCGUACAUAG